Molecule: messenger RNA, 5091 nt
Organism: Anopheles marshallii
Lineage: Eukaryota; Metazoa; Arthropoda; Insecta; Diptera; Culicidae
Gene: cv-c
Exons: 12
Coding region: 1-5091 (1696 amino acids)
Biological process (GO): actin cytoskeleton organization; regulation of Rho protein signal transduction; signal transduction
Molecular function (GO): GTPase activator activity; lipid binding
Source: RefSeq, a predicted model, not a curated record
AUGAUCGGAAAGUGUAUUAUGACGUCUAUGAGCAGCGAUUCGCGCAGCCUCGCCAGUAGCAGCACCAACGGGGGUGAUGUUGCAAACAACAAUCACCUACCAAAGGAUGCGCCUGCGGCGGAUAUUGUCGUGUGUAGGACUAAGAUGCGGGAUCGUCCCGCGGUAGGGAAUGGGCAUGCGGCAGGCCGUGCGGUGCAUUGUGCCAACGAUGAUCAACGGUGCGACGGAGGUGCAAUCGAUGUGCCGCACUGUCGGCAAUCGGCCGAAGCCAUGUGUCGGUUGGAAGUGCACCGAACUGCCAAUCCUAGAUCGCAGAAGGAGUCACCGAUGCCGAGCGGUAUGAUGAGCAACGCUCGUUCAUCUGCGGCGGUGACUCCAUCGACGAUCGGCAGCUGCGACCGUCCUGCACGAUCGAUCGAAUCACCAGUGGGUGCAGCUGGUACCUCUUCGAACUCGUCGCCUGCCAGCCGGAAUGUGGCUCGUGACAUGACAGAUUCUGGUUCGCCAUGUGCUAUGGCGGUCAGUUCGACGGUGGUGGAAGUGGAAGAUCCUUACGCCGAACUCGAAAGGAUACUGGAAAAGGUGCAAGCGGAAAUAUCGGAAAUGUUUGAACAAACCAUGCAGAAGGAAAAUGUAACCACCGUUGUGACCGGCAGCGGGACAGGAAGCGACAAAAAGCGGAAAAACGACUUGAAGGCCAAUCAUGACGAGAGGUGUGAAUAUGGAAGCUCAACGAAGGCCGGUCCACAUCUACAAAAACAUCACCAACAGCAGCAGAACGCUAGUCAUCACGUGAAGUAUGCCACCAUACCGCACGCAACUGUUACCCAGCAGAGAAGUGCCGAUCACGGUGCACUUGCAGCGAAUUUUGGACGCAACAAUCACCCGGCAACGAUCGACAGUAACGCAAAACGCACCCGUAAUGCGUACGACCAUCGGUACCGAUCGCAUGAUCGAAUGGAGAUGGUUUGCUCGACAACGGUACCGUCGACGUCGGCGACACUACCCAAGCCCAGUACACGAUCGCAGUCGGCGGGCGAAACCAUGUCCUCGAGCGGAUAUAGCAGCUACGGGCGGUACACGGAGCGGUCCGACAGUUUGUCCGAUGACAUGAGCCUGCUGGACGUCGCUGCACCUUCGUGUGACGAAAGCCAUGAAGGUGCCGGCGACGAUACGACUUCGGACGAGCGAGAAACCAUCGUCAGCGGUGGUGUUCGUAAGCGUCAUCAGCAAAAGAAAUGUUCGGUGCUAUCGGGUGCCACCACCACGACGGUACCGGCGGGUAAUGGUGGCCAUUACUACAACAACAUCGAUCAACAGCUGCUCUCGAACGAUCGGGGGCUUAAAACGAGCACAAACAGUUUACCGUCCGUGGCGGCGUCCGGCGGCCAUCGGAAUAUGGCUCUGCAUCUAAAGUUUAAAUCGCACCAGAGCACGAUCGACGCGAAACGGAAACAGUUUUUCCUCACGCUCGAUCAGGAACCGUUUCAACCGCUCAAAUCUAACAUGGCUGAUUUGCCAUCGCCGAGCAGCACUUCGCUGCACAGUGGACAUAACCAUUUGAUUGCCGAAGAGCUCGGCUCUAAAUCGAGUUCUGCUCCGGUGUUGCUCAAGGACGAAGAGAAUGUACUCACGGUGGCAAGGGCAAAUCUGCGCUAUUCCAGGUCACAAAGUGAUCGACAUUUGGCGGAAAUCGAAGCGAUUGAAGCAUGUCGAUGGUUGCGUGCCGCCGGAUUCCCACAGUACGCCCAGAUGUACGAAGAUCACCAGUUUCCCAUCAUCGUGGAGGAUGUAGCGAAGGAUCAUCCAUUCCUGGAACCGGAUCCUCUACAGUCGCUGUUUCGGCGACUCCACACACUCAACCGUUGCGCAAACAUGCAUAUCGAUGCUCAUCAGCAUACACCAAAACCUUCGCACCGGGAUGACUCGGACGACGAUAGCUGCGCGCUGAGUGAGGCGUGGACAUUCCAACACAACAGCCGACGCUGGUCGCGGGUGGAUGAUGCGAUCGGGUUGGUCAGCGUGAUAAACAACAAGCAGCAGCAGCGCAACGCGCAGAAGGACGGUGCCCACACCAAAGGGACCGGUGGCGAUUCGGCUGGACACGGUUCGCAUCAGCAGCGGCGGCACAACAACACCACGCUGCUCCGUGCGGAAGAUCACGAAAAGCUGUGGCUCGAAACGGGCGGUAAAAUUACGAUCGGCGUACCGUCCGAUACGGACUCGCAGGAUGACUGCGGUACGGACGGGCGCAGUGGCGUACACCUCAGGCGUACCGGUAGCGAACGGUUGAAGGACGGUGCAAAGGCAAUACUGCGCCGCGUAGAAUCGAUCAAAUCAAGGCGCAGGAAAAAACAGAACCGUGACGGUCUGAUCAUACUAGCGCCACCGGCGGGACACUCGAGCGCACACCUUUCCCCACACCAUCGCCCGUCCGGCGACGGCAGCGAGGGGUAUGGUGGGUCCGGAUACGAUAUCAUGUCCUAUUCCAACCCUACCUCACCGAGACCGUCGGCCGAACUGCUCGCAUUUGACGAUGCGCUCGAUGCGGCCGGCAAUCGGAAGAAGGAUCUGUUUGUGAACGAUCUGCUCGGACGCAGGAAUCUGCUACUAUCGCCCAACGUAUCCGCACCGGCAACUGCCUGGUCACCGUUGCUUGGUGGUGAAGGCAAACGUUUCACGGACCGUUCAUCCCCCGGCGGCACAUUACCGUUUCGGCAGCAGGUACAACUGCAGCAGGAAUCUCGAUCCGGCGAUGAUUCAUCGUCGCUAUGCAGCGAAGACAGUGGAGGUGGCCCGGGGACUGACUUUAGUGCCGGAAAUCGGUCAGAAAAAUCAACCGCACGCAAAUACCCCCGGGCGAAAAAAGCGUUGCGCAGCAAGGUAAUAUCGAGCACGGUGGCGGAUGAUCAGUCCGGUGGUGGUGCGCUUUCCGAUUCCGAAUGUCACGCCAAACAGCGCCGUUCCAAAAUUAAGGUAGAGCUCGAUUGUGAUCUAUCCGGGGCGAACGAUGCGGUUUCUACGACAACAGCGGACAUUAAGGGUAGCGCCGGCGGGAGAACCGGUGGAAAUACAUUGGCCGCACCGGAUGUGAAUGCUUCCCCCUCGAAACUGCACCGCGGAGGUUCACUAAACCUUGGCAAAGCUUCCAAACGUUACCGGGACGCGUUUAGCAACCGUUCGGUGCGGCACAGCGCUAAAGUGACGGACGAGAGCGGCGAGGGUGUUGUGCGCUCCACAAGCAAACGAUCGACCGUGGCCCGUUGGCACAGCUUCCAGCAGCCGAAGGUAUCGCCGAUCGAUCUGCAGCAAACCGAUCAGCUGGCCAUCGGGUCGAAAGAUGAGCGAAAAAUCGGCAUUUUGCAGCGCGGUACCACUAUCGCGCAACUGGUCAGCAGCACCACCCACAGCAAUGUUAUGACAAUCACCUCCACCACCUCCAUUACCACUACCACCAGCACCGCCAUACCCGGGAAAGCCCACAAACCGGCCAGUCUUACCGUGGACGGUAGCCAAAGUACGGCGGGAGCGAUCACGGACCCGUCCGGUGCGGGAUUGCGCAUGUCGGAGAUGUCUUGCGGACAGUUGCUGGUGGUGCGCAAGCUUGGACUGGCCAACCUGACUGGCUACAUGGAGCGGUACUGUCCGACGCACCGGUCCGGAUGGAACUGGGAACUGCCAAAGUUUAUCAAGCGCAUCAAAUCGCCCGACUACAAGGAUCGCAAGGUGUUCGGGAUGCCGCUGGUGUUGAAUCUGCAAAAGUACGGCAGCACGGUACCGUAUACGAUACGGUUAGCGUUCGCCUGGCUCGAAAAGCACGCGCUCGAUCAGGUCGGCUUGUUCCGAAAGCCGGGCGUAAAGUCACGCAUCGCCAAGCUGAAAUCGGUCAUCGAGGCGAGCAAUGAUGUGGGCUGGCGAAGCGAAAUGUUCGACGAGUAUCACGCGUACGACGUUGCGGAUCUGGUGAAGCAAUACUUUCGCGAGCUGCCCGAUCCACUGCUGACGGUCAAACUGUCCGAGACGUUUAUCGCUAUAUUCCAGUAUCUUCCAGCGGAGGUGCGUGCGGAAGCGGUGCAAUCGGCUAUUCUGCUGCUGCCGGACGAACAUCGGGAAGUGCUCCAUCUGCUGUUAACAUUCCUCGAAAAGGUAGUGCAAAACUCGAGCCUAAAUCAAAUGACCGCCAACAAUCUGGCCGUCUGUUUUGCACCUUCGCUGUUCUAUCUGCUGUCCGGGAAUAGAUACACGGCAGCAUCACCAAGAAGGAAGAAAACUGGCACCGGAUCCGGACAACCGGAUGAGAAGGAACUGUUCGAAGCGAAAGCAUCGCACGAAUGUUUGGCGUACAUGAUCGAACGCUUUCAGAGCCUCUGGACGAUCAGCAGCGAUCAGAUGCGCCGCUGUAACUUCAACUACAUGGACGAAUCGAAACCGGUGCCACUGUCGUCCCUCGGUACGGAAAUGCACGUCCAGAACUGGCGCGGCUAUCUGUCCGAGUCGAUCAACGAGUGUUUACGGGAGGGUCGAGAACGACCGCGUGGUUGGGUGUCACUAAGCUCGACCGAUCCAUCGGUGACCGCAUUCUUCAAAAAGGUGGGCGAUGGUCAUCCGCUACGUUUGUGGAAGUGUGUCACGGAGGUGGAAGCUCCACCGAUGGAGGUGAUACAGCACAUCGUCAAGGAGCGGCCGCUCUGGGAUGCGUAUCUGCUAAAGUGGCGCACAAUCGAGCAGCUCGAUCAGGACACGGAUGUGUUCCAGUAUGCAUGCGGCCAACCCGUCACCGAGUAUUGUGUCGUGCGACAAUGGAAAAACGAUCUGUCCCGUGGUGCCUGUGUGAUAGUGGAGGUGUCGAUUUCGCACGAGAAUGCCACAUCGCUGCUGGGCGGUGUGAAUGGCGUUGUGCUCGCCUCGCGCUAUCUAAUCGAACCGUGUGGCAGUGGGAAGUGCAAACUGAUGCACCUAUCGCGCGUCGAUAUGAAAGGCCGCACACCCGACUGGUACAACAAAAACUAUGGACACAUUUGUCAGCAAUAUCUUUCUAAGAUCAAAAAAUUCUUUGAACACUGCACCGAGGGACCUGAAACUAAAGUAUAA